AUGGAGAAAGCUGAAGUCUUCGAUGUUGAUAUCUUUGAGGUCCCCGGGAAGACCACCGACAUACUUGCUGGAGACUGGUUUUACCAGCUCGAAGAAAGUAUACGUCGGAAUGCGUACGCUCUCGUGAGAGAGAUUGGUGACUACUUCGUGCCCGCCGUUAUCAAGCAAGUCAUCAAGAGGUACUUGGUCGAGUCCCUGCCGCAGAGCAUCGUCUCGCCAAUGGAGGUAACCAUGAUGGGGCGUCGGCGGAAAGCAUUGUUUGCGCUAUUCUGUGCUCGAAUAUGGACAUGGAGAUUCCUGUAG
Molecule: messenger RNA, 303 nt
Organism: Trematosphaeria pertusa
Lineage: Eukaryota; Fungi; Ascomycota; Dothideomycetes; Pleosporales; Trematosphaeriaceae
Exons: 2
Coding region: 1-303 (100 amino acids)
Source: RefSeq, a predicted model, not a curated record